ACUUUUAUGCAAUAGAGCAGCACUGUUUCUCGCGUGCCGAUUUUUGUUUAUAAAUCGAAUUAAAUUAUUCCAAUGCAAUUUCAUUUUAAAAUUGAAGACAAGGAUGUCGUGCCUGCGGCUGCCAGUCAUGUGAUCAAUCCGCACAGUGCUUUGCAGCCCCAGCAGCCCGCUGUGCUGGUGGAGCCGAAGGAUGCCCAACAUGAAAUCAAGCUGCAAAACAUUGUGGCAACCUUCUCCGUUAACUGCGAACUGGACCUCAAGACCAUCAAUUCCCGGACCCGCAACUCCGAAUACUCGCCCAAGCGUUUCAGGGGCGUAAUCAUGCGCAUGCACUCGCCCCGCUGCACGGCGCUCAUCUUUCGCACGGGCAAAAUCAUCUGCACUGGGGCCCGCAACGAGAGGGACGCUGACAUUGGCUCCCGCAAGUUUGCGCGCAUUCUCCAGAAGCUGGGAUUCCCCGUCAAGUUUAUGGAGUACAAGCUGCAGAAUAUUGUAGCCACGGUGGACCUGCGCUUCCCCAUACGCCUGGAGAACCUCAAUCAGGUGCACGGCCAGUUCAGUUCCUACGAGCCAGAAAUGUUUCCCGGCCUCAUCUACCGCAUGGUCAAGCCACGCAUUGUCCUGCUGAUAUUUGUCAAUGGCAAGGUAGUCUUUACGGGUGCCAAGUCGCGAAAGGAUAUCAUGGAUUGCCUGGAUGCCAUUUCACCUAUAUUGUUAAGCUUUCGAAAGACGUAGACGGAUAUCUGUGGAAACGGAUAUCGGUUAUUAUCGAGUGUAUUUUUAAAUAGUUUUUUAAACGCCUUUUUAAGAACAAUGCCAUUAUUUAGAUGUGUAGCACAGAUGAUAUUUCAUAGAAAAUUUACAUAUAUUUUUAUAGACAUGUCAGAUCGAUGGAUUAUGCUCGGUGUUUGUUGGUUGUGCAUGAAAUUAUUUUCAGCGAAUUUCUACUGUUGUGUGCACCCGUGCCUAUUCUAUUACUGUACUUGUGUUCGUUGAUGCAUUGAUACUCGCUCAGAGAGGAUACGGCCUUUGGGCAUUUCAGCUUGAAAAAGUAACUUCUUCUGAACGAAUAAAGAAAUUGAUUUGAAAGAAAAA
Drosophila miranda is the source of this 1095-nucleotide messenger RNA. Its product is annotated as TBP-related factor. Gene Ontology annotation, biological process: DNA-templated transcription initiation. The record is from RefSeq and is a predicted model, not a curated record. The coding region runs from base 73 to 735 and encodes 220 amino acids. Gene Ontology annotation, molecular function: DNA binding; RNA polymerase II general transcription initiation factor activity. The transcript has 2 exons. Lineage: Eukaryota; Metazoa; Arthropoda; Insecta; Diptera; Drosophilidae.